Paramuricea clavata is the source of this 1688-nucleotide messenger RNA. The record is from the annotation of a GenBank genome assembly. NCBI's taxonomy places the organism in Eukaryota, Metazoa, Cnidaria, Anthozoa, Malacalcyonacea, Plexauridae.
AUGGGCGGUCAUACUAUAGAUUGCUCUCGAUUAUUUUCAAUUUUUAUGACUUUGUCUUUCGCUAUUACCUAUUCUACUGGUAUUAUUGAUCAAGGUUUUGAUUGUUGGACGCGGCACGAAGAUCAGAUUACUUUAUUGUGCCAGGAUUGGAACUCAAAAUGCUAUUAUCAGGUGAUUCAUCUUGAAGGCGUUAUUCCGAAGCGGCGUUUCAACUUGACGGGCUAUUCAAGAGAGAAGAUGUCAAAUGCAGUCGCCCCCUAUUACAAUAACUCUACAGCAUCGUUUAGGCAAGUAAUUAAACUUAUUCACGACGUUGAAACUAACCCUGGACCGGACAAUUAUUCUGUUAACCAGCAGAAGAAUUCAACAGAUUUAAAGAUAGCUCAUCUCAAUGCUCGCUCUUUAAAAAAUCGACAUCAUUAUUUACUUAUCAAAGAAACGAUCUUGUCGAAUAAAUUCGAUGUUUUUACUGUAUCUGAGACGUGGCUCGACAGCAAAAUUACCGAUUUAGAAAUUGAAAUACCUGGCUAUAAUAUUUAUCGUGUUGAUCGAGAAAAUAAAACCGGCGGCGGUGUGUGUAUUUAUGUACGUCAAAUCUACAAAACAAUUUGCCUAAGAGACAUCUCGUCGAUUUCUGCGUCAGGUUUUCAUCAACUUUGGUUGAAGGUACAGGUCAGGCACUUAAAAUCCAUCAUAAUAAGUACUGUCUAUCGACCUCCUAAUACACCGACAUCAUGUUUCGACUCAGAUCUUGCAGCAAAUUUUGUUUAUGCUUCAUCUUUAUGCGCACCUAUUUACAUACUGGGUGACUUAAAUUGUAAUCUUCUGAAACCCGAAGCUUCUGACUGCAAAGUCCUUGGAAAUUUUUGUUCAUCAUACAAUCUAACACAGUUGAUUAGGGAACCUACGCGAGUUACUGAACAAACUAGUUCGCUUUUGGAUAUUAUCCUUGUAUCUGAUAUUAAACAAGUAAGAGAAUCCUUUGUCAAGCACAGCUCGGUCAGUGACCACGACUUGGUUUAUUUAACACUUCGAUUAAAAAAGCCUCGUACAAAACCGGUUUAUGUAAACAUUAGAAGCUUUAAACAUUACAAUCGAGAAGCUUUCUAUAAUGAUAUAUCGCAAGCUCCGUGGUCUGUUAUAGAUGUAUUUACUGACAUUGAUGAUAAAGUAAAUGCCUUCAACACUAUGUUUAAUGAUAUAUUAAAUCAACAUGCUCCAAUAAAAUCCAUCAAGGUAAAAGGGAAACCAAAUCCUUGCGUUAAUGAAAACAUUUGUGCAUUGAUGAAAACAAGAGAUCACUGGCGCAGGCUUGCCCAAAGGUCAAAUGAUCCCUUGGCGUGGUCUGCGUACAGAAAUUUCGUGGAGAAGUUAAGCGUGAAAUUAAACUAGCCGAGCGUGAAUUUGUAUUAAACCAGAUAGAGAAAGAUCCAGGUAAUUCUAAUAAUAUCUGGAAAUCUAUCCGCUUAUGCAUUCCUAAAAAAUCGUCUUCGCAAAGAAUUUUCAGUCAGUCAAGAUUCUUUGCUUCUGUCGGUAAAAGUGCGGUUGAUAAAAUCAAUGAUUUGGCAAACGAAUUUGGGUUUGAAUGCGACCGUGACCGUUUUACACCAAGACAAUACCCUUUAACGGAACAAUUUUCAUUUAAAGAGGUCGAGCCAGCCAGAGUAGGAAGCAUAAUAUCCUCAUAA